AAAAACAUUUUUUUCCAAUUGCCAUAUUGGAAAACCCUCAUUUUGCGUCAUAAUUUGGAUGUAAUGCAUAUUGAAAAGAAUAUAUGUGACAGUAUAGUUGGCACCUUGUUGACUAUCGAUGGUAAAUCGAAGGAUAACUUCAAUAGUCGUCUUGACUUGCAAGUUAUGGGUAUCAGAGAUCAACUUCACCCCAUACAAAGAGGGAAUAGAGUUAUAUUGCCUGCUGCAUGCUAUUCACUAACUUCAAAUGAAAAAAAGGAAUUCUGUAAAUUUUUGAAAGAAGUAAAGGUUCCAGAUGGUUAUGCUUCUAACAUCUCUCGGUGUGUACAAGUGAAUGAAAGAAAGAUAUUUGGGUUGAAGUCUCAUGAUUGUCAUGUUCUCAUGCAACAACUUCUUCCACUUGCAAUUCGAGGAGUUCUACAUAAGAAUGUUUGUGCUGUUAUAGUUGAACUAUGUAGUUUCUUCAAACAGUUGUGUUCUAAAGUGUUAAAGACUGAUCAAUUAGAGCACCUUGAGAAUGACAUAAUAGUCACACUUUGCAAAUUAGAAAGAAUAUUUCCUCCAUCAUUCUUUGAUGUUAUGGUGCAUUUACCUAUUCAUCUUGCAAGUGAGGCAAAGGUCGCUGGACCAGUGCAAUAUCGAUGGAUGUAUCCUAUCGAGCGGUAUUUACGUACAUUAAAGUCUUAUGUCCGUAAUAAGAGUCGUCCAGAAGGUUCUAUUGCAGAGGGCUACAUAGCAGAAGAAUGUACAACCUUUUGUUCAAGAUAUUUGCAUGAUGUUGAAACAAAGCAUGACCGUGAAGAAAGAAAUUAUGUCAUUGAAAAUAACAUAACAAAUGGUGGAGGGUUAACCAUUUUCAAAUGCAUGGGACGUACAAUAGGAAAGUCAACAUCUCGUGUUCUUAGCACAGAAGAAUGGUCCCAAGCACAUUUAUAUGUGUUGACUAAUUGUGAGGAAGUGACGUCAUUUAUUGAAGAGCAUAAGCAAUCUAUAAGGGUUAAGCCUCGUAUUCGUGCACGAGAUGUAGAUUUGAUUCACACAAGAGAAUUCAUUAGUUGGUUUGAAGAACGUAUUAUACAAAUGCGACAUGAAGGUCCAAUUUCUGAACACAUACUAUCAUUGUCUCGUGGACCAAGUACAUCAGUUAUAUGUUAUAGAGGAUACAUCAUUAAUGGGUUCAGAUUUCACACAAGAGAACGAGAAAAAGGAAAAAAAACUCAAAAUAGUGGAGUUGUUGUGACCGCAGAGGUAUCAAGCUUUGCAAGUGCAAGAGAUAAGAACCCAAUUCCUGGUCAUGUUUCUUACUAUGGUGUGCUAACUGAUGUAAUUGAGUUACAUUACCUUGGUGGAAAUAGAGUUAUUUUAUUCAAGUGUGACUGGUGGGAUGUAAUCAAUAGUGGAAGGGGAAUAAAGAAGGAUGAAUAUGGGUUCACGUGUUUGAAUUUUGAACGUACCAUAUGCACAGAUGAACCAUUUGUGCUUGCAUCUCAAGCAAAACAAGUCUUCUAUGUUCAAAAUUCAAAUGAGGAAAAUUGGCACACCGUUGUAGAGAUACAAACUCGAGGGGUUUAUGAUAUGAAUCAGAAAGUAUCUACUAAUGAUCCAGAGCCAUAUCAACAGCUUAUAACACUUCAUAAUCAACGUGAUGUGCAUGAGUUGGUCGAGAAUGAUUUAAUCAAUUGGGAUAGAAAUGAUAUUGCAGGAGAAACUAUCCAAAUGGAUGUUCUACUAUCACGACAAGAAAACAUUGUUGAAAGAGAUAAUGAAUUCAUUCAUGAUGAUGAUAUAGAUGAUGUGUAGCUAAUAAUAUUGGAAAUGUCACAUCGAAGAGGAAGAGUACAAAUAGUGUCUCCAGAAGAUGAGUUGAACAAUCUACAACAACUCUUAGACAUACAACCUGCUGCAACUACUACUCCUAGUAGUUCUGAUCCUUCUGAUUCUUCAGAUCCUUCUGUUGCUGGUUCAUCUUCUAGCAAAAAGAGGACACGUGGCCCAACACGUAACUUAGAUUUACUUAGUAUGAAACCCGAGGAAAAAAAAACUACACGAUUCAAUACGAGAGGGCAAGUUGUUUAUGAUGGAAAAGGGGAAAGAUUAUCAAGCUAUAUGGGAACAUUGGUGCGAUCUCAACACAAUGUACCCAUCCAAGUUCAAGAUUGGAAUCAUGUUAGUGAAGAUGUGAAGGAAAAGAUUUGGGCCUUAGUAUUGGAAAAAUAUGAACUAGAAGAAACAUGUAAGAGCUACAUUCUUCAAUGUUGUGGAAAUUUGUUUAGAAGCUAUAGAAAUAAAAUGAAGGCCAAGUAUUAUAACCCUUAUAAUACAGAUGAUGAGAGAUUGUGCCAUCGACCUCCACACUUAUCGGAUGAUGAUUGGAGGUGGCUCAUCCACUUUUGGAGUACACCUGAGGCCAAGGAUAUCUCAGAAAAAAACAAGGCAAAUAGGGCAAAGCAAGUGAUAAAGCAUACAUCGGGAUCAAAAAGUUAUGCUCAAAUUCGAUAUGAACAGGCACAAAAGAAAGAGGAUCGAAGUGAGCCUAAUAGAAUUGAGAUGUUUGCCUUGACACACACAAGAAAAGAUGGGACACCUGUUGAUGAUCAUUCUAAGGAGAUUAUGGAUCAAUUUCAGCAAUUACUAUCCCAACCUGAAGGGACAUCUUCUUCUACUUCUGCAUCAUCUGGAGCAUCUACAUCUGUAUCAUCUACAUCUGUAGCAUCUACAUCUGUAGCAUCUACAUAUGUAGAUGAGAUAUAUACUCGAGUCAUGGGUCCAGAGAGACAUGGUCGUGUUCGAGGGUAUGGAUUUGGUCCUACUCCUACCUUAGUCUUUGGUUCUACUAGUAGAAGGCGAUCAGGAGCUAUUCUUUCAACACAACUUGAAAAUGCCCAAGAGAUGCUAAUGGCUGCAGAACAAAAGUUUACAACUGCAACUGAAGAACUCUCCAAUGUGAAAGAUGAACUCUCACAUGUGAAAGAAACAUUUGAAGAAAGGUUGAUAGAAGUUCAAAAGAAGACACGAGAAGAAGUGAAAGAAGAGUUUGAAGAAAAAAUGAUGGAAAUGCAAAGAAAAAUGCAAGCACAAAUGCAAGCACAAAUUCAAGAACAGAUGAUGCAAAUGAUGCAACAAUUUCAGCAAAAGUAGUAUAAAUUUGAAGAUUUUGCUACAUCUUUAUAUGAUAGAGUAUCUUAACUUUUUUGAAGAUUAUGCUACUUAUUUAUAUGAUAGAUUCUCCUAACUUUUUUUGCUUUC
Vitis vinifera (wine grape) is the source of this 3246-nucleotide messenger RNA. RefSeq lists its product as uncharacterized. The transcript has 10 exons. Lineage: Eukaryota; Viridiplantae; Streptophyta; Magnoliopsida; Vitales; Vitaceae. The record is from RefSeq and is a predicted model, not a curated record. The coding region runs from base 1816 to 3138 and encodes 440 amino acids.